Molecule: messenger RNA, 537 nt
Organism: Orbilia oligospora ATCC 24927
Lineage: Eukaryota; Fungi; Ascomycota; Orbiliomycetes; Orbiliales; Orbiliaceae
Exons: 4
Coding region: 1-537 (178 amino acids)
Molecular function (GO): RNA binding
Source: RefSeq, a predicted model, not a curated record
AUGUCCUCCCGUGGCGGCACCACGCUCUAUGUCACUGGCUUCGGCCAUGGCACUAGGGCACGCGAUCUCGCAUACGAAUUCGAAAGAUUUGCAUUUGUCGAAUAUGAAUCUCGUCGGGAUGCCGACGACGCGUAUUUUGAGAUGCAUGGACGUCGUAUUGGACGUGAUGACAUCCUAAAAAUUGAGUGGGCCCGAACCCCUCCAUCUGCUUCCUGGAGGUUCGAAGGAGGUCGUGAUGCCCCAAGGCGCCGUAGCCCUCGCCGCGGUCCACCACGAUCUGCUUCUCCUCGUCGCCGUGAAGGCCGUGAGGAACGCGGUUCACCAAAUGGGAGAACUCGCGAGCGUAGCCGUAGCCCCGCCGGUAAAGAGGACCGUGACCGCGACGGUGAUCGCGAAAUGAGAAGCCCAAGAGAUGAGAGAGACCGUGAACGUGAUAGAGAACGCGAACGCGAUCGUGAUCGUGACAGCCACCGUGAACGAGAACGUGACCAAACUCCACCACGUCAUGAUGACCUUGACACCGCUGAUGCCGAAUAG